This is a messenger RNA of Pyrus x bretschneideri (Chinese white pear), 3886 nucleotides long. RefSeq lists its product as uncharacterized. Lineage: Eukaryota; Viridiplantae; Streptophyta; Magnoliopsida; Rosales; Rosaceae. The record is from RefSeq and is a predicted model, not a curated record. Gene Ontology annotation, biological process: positive regulation of DNA-templated transcription.
AUGCAAUGGGAUUCUGUUGUGUCUGCUUCUCUGCUUAGCAAACUGAAUAGCAAUGGAGAAAUCAGGGGCCUCAUUGGCACCGUCGAGCUCCGAUGGCUCUCGAGAGCUUCAGUGCUUCUGUUCAGUAAUGAAAAAUAUGUUGCUGUUAGCUUGCAUCUCUGGGAUGUGUCACGACAGGUUACACCAUUAACUUGGCUUGAAGCCUGGCUUGACAAUGUCAUGGCAAGUGUGCCUGAGAUGGCCAUUUGUUAUCAUGAAAACGGUGUAGUGCAGGGAUACGAGCUUUUGAAAACAGAUGAUAUAUUUCUACUAAAAGGGAUCUCUGAGGAAGGCGCUCCUGCUUUUCAUCCUGAUGUGGUGCAGCAAAACGGCCUUUCUGUUUUGAGGUUCCUUCAAGAAAACUGCAAGCAAGAUCCUGGAGCUUAUUGGCUGUAUAAAAAUGUUGGGGAAGAUGUCAUUCAACUCUUCGAUCUUUCUAUUAUUCCCAAGAACUGUUCUUCUAAUGAUUGUGAUGAUAGCUCAAGCUCCCUUCCUUCUCUAUUGCAUCGAGGAAGAAGUGAUUCUCUGUAUUCAUUGGGGACUCUCUUGUAUCGAAGUGCUCACAGGCUUUCACUAUCAGUGGCUCCAAAUAAUAUGGCAAAGUGUGCAAGGUUCUUCCAAAAAUGUUUAGAAUUCCUAGAUGCGCCAGAUCAUCUGGUUGUGCGUGCAUCUGCACAUGAACAAUUUGCGAGGCUUAUUUUGAACCACAAUGAAGAGCUGGAAUUAGCGUCUGAUGACCUGCCUGUAGAAUGCGAACUUACCGUUACUGAUGCUGAAGAAGAUUCUUUGGACUUUUUAAGUAGCAUUUCUGAAUCGACGGUCCAUGAACAAUCCCGCCUGGUGGGAGAGGAGAAAUUGUAUGAUGAUGGUCAAAAUGUUGAAGAUUUAGUAACUGAAGCUUCAGUAAAGAUGACUUUAGAAGCAAAUGCAUAUUCUCCAAGAAAAUUGAUAACAGAAGGUAGCAUGGACUCCGGAGAUUUGACAGAAGCUGUACCAAAUUCCUCUGGUAUUGAAAGCUCUGCAGUUUGCAAAUUGCCUGCAACAAACGGACAUGUAGUUCAAACUGUUGCUGAACCAAUCUCUUCUAAGCUAGCUGCAAUACAUCAUGUUUCUCAAGCUAUUAAAUCUCUCAGAUGGAUGCGCCAACUGCAAACUAUUGAACAAGUUGAUGGACCAGGAGAAUGGCUUCCGACAUCAACAUUGGACCACAAGGUGCGGAAACUUGUUCUUUUGCUUGGAGAGUCGUAUUUGGCACUUGGGCAAGCUUAUAAGGAGGAUGGUCAGUUGCAUCAAGCAUUGAAGGUUGUAGAAUUGGCCUGUUCUGUAUAUGGAUCAAUGCCUCAGCAUCUGGAAGACACAAAAUUCAUUUCUUCCAUGAAUAGUUUCUUUUCAUCACCGAUAAAAUUCGAUUAUACAAAUAAAAGGACUACAUCAUCUAAUAGUGGUCAGGAAGAUCUGAGCUCCAGCUCCACCCAUGGUUGUCUUUCUUUCGAGCAGUUCUCAUCCAUCUACCUCUUCUGGGCCAAGGCAUGGACACUGGUUGGAGAUGUUUAUGUUGAAUUCCAUUUGGCUAAGGAUAGUACAAUCUCUCCACCAGCGGAGAGAAAAUAUUCUAUUAGAGAGUUGAAAGUAUCAUCUGAGGUUGUCAAAGAAGUUAAAAGGCUCAAGAAGAAGUUGGGGCAGUAUACACAAAACUGCAGUUCAUGUUCUCUAGUAAAUUGUAGCUGCCAGAGUGAUAGGGCAAGCAGUGGUAGCAGUGCAAGUAGUAGUAGUGGUGAUAUGGGCUCAGUAAGUUCUGGCAGGAAAUACAGUAAAAGACCAUAUGCCAAGAGCAAUGCCUUCCCCCUUUUAAGAGACCCAGAAGAUGAUAAUCUUUGUUUAAAAAUGGAGAGUGGAAAGGUUUCUGAUUGCGGAUAUCUACACCAAAAGAGAAAUGGCGAAACCAUAGUACAAUCUUCGAAUACAGAUCAGCUUGUAGUGAAACACAUGGAAUCUGGCAAUUUAGGAGUGGAUGACAUGGGGCCACUACUGGCCUCCCAAUCUAAUGGUUCUCUGAGAGAAACAACGAAAGUGAAAAAUGGAGGCAUAUUCAAGUACCUUGGUGGUCCUGCAGUUGCAGAUGCUGAAAACAAACUUUCAGAUGCCCUAUGCUGUUAUGAAGAAGCUUCAAAGGCAUUAGGUGGUCUUCCAUCCAGUUCUGCAGAACUACAAUCUAUAAUGAAAAAGAAGGGGUGGGUAUGCAAUGAACUGGGUCGAAACAGGCUUGAAAGGAAAGAACUAAAAAAAGCUGAAUUUGCUUUUGUAGAUGCUAUGAAAGCAUUUAGAGAAGUCUCUGAUCAUACCAAUAUCAUAUUGAUAAACUGUAACUUGGGGCAUGGAAGACGGGCAUUGGCAGAAGAGAUGGUAUCAAAGAUUGAUAGUCUCAAGUGGCAUCCAAUCUUUCAUAACGCAUACAACCAUGCACUGGAGACUGCAAAGUUAGAAUAUAGUGAGUCACUUAAGUAUUAUGGGGCAGCAAAAGUAGAACUCAAUGCUGUUGUUGAAGAGGUUGGCUCUGAAUUAAACAAAUUGAGGACUGAGGUAUAUACACAGUUUGCUCAUACGUAUCUGAGGCUUGGAAUGCUCUUGGCAAGAGAAGAUACAACUGUUGAUGUCUAUGAAACUGGAGUGAUGGUAGAUGUGCAUGUUGGUUUCACUAGUCCUAGUGGCAGAAAAUCAAGAAAACAAUCACGAAAGCAUGAGAUUUCAGCUAAUGAUGCCAUUAGGGAGGCACUGUCUGUUUAUGAAUCAUUAGGUGAAUUGCGGAAACAGGAGGCUGCAUAUUCCUACUUUCAGUUGGCUUGCUACCAAAGGGAUUGUUGUUUGAAAUUCUUAGAGCCAGAUCAUAAGAAAAACAACUUAUCCAAAGGUGAAAACACAAUUAUCCAACGGGUCAAGCAAUAUGCAUCCUUGGCGGAGAGGAACAUGCAAAAGGCCAUGGAUUUUUAUCGCCCAAAAACGCAUCCUACCAUGUACCUAACUAUUCUUAUAGAGAGAGCAGCUCUUUCACUGAGCCUUUCAAGCCGUUUACACUCAAAUGCAAUGUUGGAAUCAGCUUUGUCUUGCUUGCUUGAAGGACGGUAUGUGUCGGAAACAGACUUGGACUCUUCGAAAACCAACCACCUCGAGGUACAUGCCAAGUUUUGGAAUCAGUUGCAGAUGCUUUUGAAGAAGAUGCUGGGUAUGGCGCUUUCCUCACGCGCAAGCAAAUCUUCGGUUUCUCAGCCAGCUUCAGCAUCCAACAGGUGUGUGGAUACUGGCAAACUGAGGGAGCUUUACAAAUUAUCCCUCAAAUCCACAAAGUUGAAUCAAUUGGAUGCUAUGCACUUCUUGUGGACAUCAUAAUCUUAUGGUUUGUUUGGAUGUGCUUUUAAAAUGACUGAAAGCGCUUUUAGAGAAUGUUUUUGGGUUUCAAAAGCACUUUAAGUGCUUUCUACAAGAAACACCAAUUAUGUGCUUGCACUUUAAGUGUUUUUUCAGAAUUUACUAACAUUUUAACUAAGGAUUUUUUCCAAAAAUAUUUUCAUCAAAAGCUCUUUCAGUCAUUUUAAAAGCACAUCCAAACGAGUUCCUAAUCUAGAACUUGUUUUUGCGCAACCACCCGAUCGCACUUAUAUGUCGAUAACAGACUAACAGAGUGGAGAGAGAGAGAGAGAGAUAGAGCUUGGGUUUGUAAUAUUUUGUAUUCUGCACUGGAUAUCAUACCACCACAGCAUUGCUUCAGGAAUUGACAUGCAUUGUAUGUAUGUGUUGUAUUGUAUGCAUGCACGCAUGUAUGUAUUUAUGUAAGUAAUAUGUAUUGAGAUAA